Gekko japonicus is the source of this 871-nucleotide messenger RNA. RefSeq names its product leucine zipper protein 2 (gene LUZP2). The record is from RefSeq and is a predicted model, not a curated record. Bases 8 to 784 code for a protein of 258 amino acids. NCBI's taxonomy places the organism in Eukaryota, Metazoa, Chordata, Lepidosauria, Squamata, Gekkonidae. The transcript is spliced from 9 exons.
GGAAGAAAUGAAAUCACUCCAGGAGGCCUUUCAAAAACAGCUUCAUGAAGCAACUGAAAAGGCAGAAAAACAGCAGGCUACAAUUAACUUCUUGAAGACUGAAAUGGAGAGGAAGAGUAAAAUGAUCAGAGAUCUCCAAAACGAGAACAAAAGCCUGAAAAACAAACUCCUGUCUGGAAGCAAGCUUUGUGGUAUUCAUGCAGAAGAGUCAAAAAAGAUCCAAGCCCAACUGAAGGAACUUCGCUAUGGGAAAAAGGAUUUGAUUUUUAAGGCACAGCAGCUUACAGAUCUGGAGCAAAAACUAGCAAUUGCAAAAGAAGAACUGGAAAAGGCUUCUCUGGACAAAGAGUCACAGUUGAAAGCUCUGAAGGACACAGUACAUCUCUGCCUGUCUUCAGUAUUGCACAAUCAGCCUUCCACUACAAAUAUAAUUCCUUCAAGACCAACUGAGAGACAGACAUCCUCCGUUACAAAUGGUUCAAAAGUUCCAUUCCAAGUGACAAACACCAAGCAAAGAUCUCCUUCAGACAAAGAGACUCUUCAGGUUUCUUCAAGAAAAGAAGAUAAUCAAAGUGCCUGGGAAUGCAAUUCUCAAGAUGUACGCAAAGCUUGUUUAGGAAACCGAAACAAUUCAAGCUCUCUGCAGCUGACACUGGCAGAAACAGACCCAAAUGUUCAGAAGUCACACAGUCCUCCAUGGAUUAAACCUGGGAUUAAAAAAUCAGUGGAGAGAAAAGAAAGCAACCCUGAUGAACGAGCUAAAGUCAAGGAAAAGACGAAUUAAACAUCAUCCUGCUAUCUUUAAAAUGUUCUUCAUUUGCUAUCGUCUUCAUCUUUUUAGUCCAGAGGCAUGAAAACAUACCAGGUUUCU